AUGAUGGGCAUGAACGCCAAGCAGCCGUUCGGCAUGCACCCUGCCCUGCAGGAAGCCAAGUAUUCCAGCCUGCACUCCAGCUCGGAGGCGAUGCGCCGCGUGUGCCUGCCGGCCCCGCAGCUGCAGGGCAAUAUAUUCGGCGGCUUUGAUGAGAGUCUGCUGGCCCGGGCUGAAGCUCUGGCGGCGGUGGACCUGGUCUCGCACGGCAAGAGCCAUCCUUUCAAGCCCGACGCCACUUACCAUACCAUGAGCAGCGUGCCCUGCCCGGCUACCUCCGCGCCCACCGUGCCCAUCUCGGCCAGCCCCGCUCACCACCCCCACCAUCACUCCUCUCCCCACCAUCACCCCCACCAUCACCCCCACCACCCGCACGCCGUGGCGCACCAGGGCCUCGACGGCGAACUCCUGGACCACCUCUCGCCCGCGCUGAUGGGCGGCCCCGAGCACGGCGCCGCGCCCCCGCCGCCGCCGCCGCCCGCCUCGUCUGGCCUGGCGGUCUCGGCGGCGCCCCACAACAGCCUGGCCGCGGGGCCCUGCCUCAGCGACGUGGAGUCGGACCCGCGGGAGCUGGAGGCCUUCGCCGAGCGCUUCAAGCAGCGGCGGAUCAAGCUGGGCGUCACGCAGGCCGACGUGGGCUCGGCGCUGGCCAACCUGAAGCUCCCGGGCGUGGGCUCGCUCAGCCAGAGCACCAUCUGCCGCUUCGAGUCCCUGACGCUCUCGCACAACAACAUGAUCGCCCUCAAGCCCGUCCUGCAGGCCUGGCUGGAGGAGGCCGAGGCCGCCCACCGCGAGCGGCACGCCAAGCCCGAGCUCUUCAGCGGCGCCGCCGCCGCCGAGCGGAAGCGCAAGCGGACCUCCAUCGCCGCGCCCGAGAAGCGCUCCCUCGAGGCCUACUUCGCCAUCCAGCCGCGGCCCUCCUCCGAGAAGAUCGCCGCCAUCGCCGAGAAGCUCGACCUCAAGAAGAACGUCGUCCGCGUCUGGUUCUGCAACCAGCGGCAGAAGCAGAAACGCAUGAAGUACUCGGCCGGACACUGA
Molecule: messenger RNA, 1035 nt
Organism: Gekko japonicus
Lineage: Eukaryota; Metazoa; Chordata; Lepidosauria; Squamata; Gekkonidae
Gene: POU4F3
Product: POU class 4 homeobox 3
Biological process (GO): regulation of transcription by RNA polymerase II
Molecular function (GO): DNA-binding transcription factor activity, RNA polymerase II-specific; RNA polymerase II cis-regulatory region sequence-specific DNA binding
Source: RefSeq, a predicted model, not a curated record